CGACAAGUCUUAUGUUUUUGUAUUUUGAAAACAUUGCAUACAACUUGUAUUUGUAAUAUGCAUGAAACUUGUCAAAUACGUGUUUAAUACCUUGGUGUAAACGAGGGGUUAGAGUAAGUUCUGUGGAAUACAGAGUACAGAACACUUUUACAGAUUUAUACCUAGAGGUUGAAAUAUGAAUUUGUACUAUAAUAAAAAUAAAUGUAAACUAACUAACUUUAGCUCGUAUAAUUUUUUGCUUUCAUUGCCAAUUGUAUCAUAAUAUUAUAUAAAAUAUAUAAAAAUGUUUCCUUGAAGUCUAUGUAAAAUAUUAGAAUAUGGACGAUAUUUUAUACUUUGCCGUAGCAUGUUCAUCAAAUAUGAACAGGAGUAUGGAAGCACAUGCAUUUCUCGUUAAAAAGGGAUUUAAAGUUAAAUCUUUCGGAACUGGAGAGAAAGUCAAGUUACCUGGUACCUCAGCAGAUAAACCAAAUUGUUAUGAAUUUGGAGUACCUUAUGAUGAUAUUUACAAAGAUCUGUUAGAAAAAGAUAAAGCAUAUUAUACACAAAAUGGUUUGUUGCAUAUGCUUGACAGAAAUCGAAGAAUAAAACCAUGUCCUGAACGAUUUCAAGCCUCAACAGAGAGAUUCGACGUUAUAAUAACUUGUGAGGAGAGAGUUUAUGACCAAGUUACUGAAUGGUUUGUAUCUAGAAGAUCUACUUCCAAUCAACCAGUACACAUAGUGAAUAUAGAUAUUCAGGAUAAUCAUGAAGAAGCCACAUUAGGAGCUUUUCUUAUUACUGAUUUGGUCACAAAAAUGUCACAGAGUGAAGAUUUAGACAAUGAUAUUGAUGAACUUCUGCAUGAUUUUGAAGCCGAGUGUCGGAGACCUAUAUUAAAUAGUAUAAUGUUCUAUUGACAAUAAUUAAAACUAGCAAAAAAAUUUUUCAAAUGUGUCAAAUAAUAUCCAUAUUUAUGAUGGCUAUUUAUGAAGUGCACUAUCUUUAAGAUUAUUAAUACUGUAUAAGAAUUUGGAUACAUAGGACAAUAUUCAUACAGUUAUUUUUUUAUGUCAAUAAGUUAAUAAUGUAGGUAUAAAUACAUACAAUACUAGUAAUGAAUUAUAUAGCGUCAUGAUAGCCAUUUAUCGACUUUUUAUAAAACAAUAUAAUGUAGAUAAUGUUAUAUAGUGUUGCUUAAUUUUAAAAAUAAAAACAGUUCAUAGUAUUGUCAUUAAAAUUAAUUAUAAUUUUUUAUUUGUAGCAAUAAUACUGACAUGAAUUGAAUGAACA
Molecule: messenger RNA, 1272 nt
Organism: Leptidea sinapis
Lineage: Eukaryota; Metazoa; Arthropoda; Insecta; Lepidoptera; Pieridae
Gene: Ssu72
Product: RNA polymerase II subunit A C-terminal domain phosphatase SSU72-like
Exons: 1
Coding region: 318-899 (193 amino acids)
Biological process (GO): termination of RNA polymerase II transcription
Cellular component (GO): nucleus; mRNA cleavage and polyadenylation specificity factor complex
Molecular function (GO): RNA polymerase II CTD heptapeptide repeat phosphatase activity
Source: RefSeq, a predicted model, not a curated record